Cuscuta campestris is the source of this 1075-nucleotide messenger RNA. The record is from the annotation of a GenBank genome assembly. NCBI's taxonomy places the organism in Eukaryota, Viridiplantae, Streptophyta, Magnoliopsida, Solanales, Convolvulaceae.
AACAGGUUUUGAUAAUGCCAAACCGCCGUGAUCAAGUCGAACAUUGAAUAUACAAGGCGAAGAACGAAGAUAAGAGCAAGAGCUAAACGAAGACCAAGAACGAAGACCUUAAUCAUAGUAUUGAGUCGGUCAUUAUUGUGAUCAAGACCGAUCCAAUCUUUACACCUUGGCUCUUUAGGCUAAAAACUCUCAUUGCAUUUCUUACAUCAUAAAAAUGGCCGUGGUUAAGGCAAAAACCACAGGUUUUUGGCUAACCACCCACCCAGCGAUGGGAAGAACAUCCCAUCGAUGGGUAAGUAGCCCCUUAGCCAAACCAACUUCCAGAACCAUGCCAAACAGCGAUGGGAAGCUCUACCCAUCGCUGUUCAAGCCUUGGUCCAAUAUUAUCACAAGGCAGAAUGUCCUUACCCAGCGAUGGGAAGCUUUACCCAUCGAUGGGAACCCAGCGAUGGGAAGGCUAAACCAUCGAUGGGAAGGCAUGACCGUUGGAAGUCAUUUAAGGGUACAAAACCCUAGGCUGUUACGUGCUCCUUCUUCGAUUCAACGCUGCCACCUAUCUUCUUCUUCUUCUUUGACUGAACGGCGCAGCGACAGAGGAGACCCACAAAUCGUCGUCAUUGAUGCAUCGGCGUCUUCGGAAAUUGGCGUGAGAUGGGUCAGCGUCAUCCCUACGGCUCUCCUCCCUGAUGGCUUUCGGCGAUUGGAGUCUCGGCGAGAGAAGUAGUGACGCCGACGACGGACUGCAGAGGCGCAACGACCAGCCGGCGAACCAGCGACGGCACCCAGGCUACAGACUGACGAUGACGUCUGGACAGAAACUCCGGCGAAACAGCGAGGAACUUCGGCGAGGGCUAUUCUCUGUUCCAGCGAACCAGGAAGCUCCGGCGAUUUCCCUCUGUUCGGGUGACUGGUUCGAGCAGCAGCGAUGGCGCGGGUCCCCUUUGCUCUAGUGACCUUCGGGGAUGUCCAAGACGAAUUGGGCAGCGACAGUGCACGUACUCGGUCAACGAUUAUUGGACAAUGCUUUCCCUGAAUUUCAAUUGAGCAAACGAGGUAAUAACGAGCUAAUCCUGGA